Messenger RNA from Pararge aegeria (speckled wood butterfly), 641 nucleotides. Its product is annotated as apolipoprotein D-like. Lineage: Eukaryota; Metazoa; Arthropoda; Insecta; Lepidoptera; Nymphalidae. Gene Ontology annotation, molecular function: pigment binding. The coding region runs from base 57 to 641 and encodes 194 amino acids. The transcript is spliced from 5 exons. The record is from RefSeq and is a predicted model, not a curated record.
AAUAUCGGCAGUUAAUACUUAUUACAGUUUCACAAACAGGCCGGAUUAUUUUUAAGAUGUCUGUACUACGAGCGAUAGCGGUGUUCCUCUGCGGGUUUUUUACGUUGCGGCUGUGCAGAGCCCAACUGGUGUUCCCUGGAGCAUGCCCUGAUGUAGCUGCUAUGACUGACUUUGAUGCAAGCAGAUACUUGGGAAAAUGGUAUGAAGCUGAGAAAUAUUUCGCUGCAUUCGAAUUCGGUGGGAGGUGUAUCACUGCUAAUUACGGCCUCAAGGACAAUGGCGUAGUCAGUGUCCUCAAUCAACAAAUAAGCACAUUUACGGGAAUGAAGUCCGAAAUAGAAGGAGAAGCUAUGCAAGUAAGUCGUUCAGAUGAGGGGAAACUAUCUGUUCGGUUCCCGUCGCUUCCAGUCAACGUGGCUGCUCCGUACUGGAUAGUAGACACAGAUUACGACAACUAUAGCCUGGUAUGGAGCUGCUACGACUUCGGAAUCUUCCAUACAAGAAAUUCUUGGCUGCUUACCAGAGAGAGGAAUCCACCGUUGGACGUUCUAGAGAAAGCUUAUACAUCAGCCGAUAAGAAUAAUAUCAACCGCGCUUAUUUCAUGCGGACAGACCAGAAAAAUUGUCCCAAUGACGAAUAA